UAGAAAAAAAGAGAGAAAGAGAGAGAGAGAGAGAGAGAGAGAGAGAGAUGAUGGGAAAAGUCGGCGGGUAAGAAGAAGAGUCGACGACAUCGCCGGGAUCUCCAGCCACCGCCGCCAUCGGCACCAUCUUCCCGGCGCACCCUCCGACCACGCCGCCGCCGAAUCCCUAUAGCCGAUGACUUCAUCAACUCGAGCUCCGAUGAUGAGGAGGAACGAGGCAAGAGAAAGCUCAAGCUGGUUGUCAAACUUCCCCACCUUCCGGCUCGAAACCCUCCUCGCUUUUCCGUCUCACCAGGUAACUCUUCCUCCUCUGAUCCCGUUUCUCCACCCUCCUCGCCGUCCUCGGCGGCUUUCGUGGAUGAUGAUGAAGAGGAGGAGGAGGUCAAGCCGCUGAAGAAGCGGAGAAUCGAGUGUUCCGGUGGAUCCAGUCGUUGUGAGGAGAGAAGGAAACAUCCGAGCGUAAAACCUAAGGACCGAGUUCAAGGUGUUUGUAAUGGCUCGCGAAUGGGAACUCGGUUGCCGGAUCAUAAGAUAUUGGAAAUGGUCCUUGAUAAGCUUCAGAAGAAGGACACUUAUGGAGUGUUUGCAGAGCCUGUUGAUCCUGAAGAGCUUCCUGAUUAUCGUGAUGUGAUUGAGCAUCCAAUGGACUUUGGGACAGUAAGGAAGAAGCUUGCUAGGAAUGCCUACCGAUGCUUUGAACAAUUUGAGGAUGAUGUCUUCCUAAUUUGUAGUAAUGCUAUGCAAUAUAACGCUCCAGAUACCAUUUAUUUUAGACAGGCACGCUCCAUCCAAGAGAUGGCUAGAAAGAAAUUUCAGAUGCUUAGAUCUGAUGGUGCUCACAAGACGCAAACUUUUGUUGAUCCUGCUCCUAUGGCAACUGAGAGGAACUGUGAAGAGAAAAUGAAUAGUAACUUCAUUGAGAAGAAACUGAUUAAGAAGCCUGUCUGUAUCGCUUCGAAGGAAAGAUUAGGCUCAGACAAUUCCUCUGGCGCAACUCUUCCGUUGAUGCAGGAUACUGUCACUGUAAUGAAAACAGCCAAAAUUAAUGAGUCUAAGAGACCUGCCAUUGUCAACCAAGGUCUUGAUAGGACUCCACCCCUGGUUGAGAGCAAGUCAGAUAAGGCAGAUGAAGUUUCAGCAAGGUGUUCCCCAACACAGCAUGGGACAAAAGUACUUCUGGUUGAUGAAAAUCAUGGUGCAAACGACGGCACACUUACGGAAGAGCCAGUGGUUGAAUCUGAUUCAUUGUUUACAGUGUCGGCCAAGAGUUCUCCCUGCAAGUAUGGACGAAAGCCACUGAUAGUUGAUGAGAACCGCCGUGCUACUUACAGUGCAAACAUAGAAGAGCAUGUGGUCGAAUCAGACUUAACUUUUGCUUUUUUUGGGAGUGAGGCAAAGCAGUUGACUGCGGUUGGAGAUUAUGUAGAGUAUUCAUAUGCAAGGAGUCUGGCACACUUCGCUGGUUCCCUUGGGCCUGUUGCCUGGAAAAUUACCUCUGAGAAAAUUGAGAAAGCAUUACCUGCUGGUGUCAAGUUUGGUCCCGGAUGGGUUGGGGAGUAUGAACCACUCCCAACUCCUAUUCUCUCUUUUGAAAGCCAUAUUACACAGCUGGGACAUAGUUCUAAGUUAAAAAAGCAUAGGGAGAAUGAAGGUAGGACAAAAGUUACACAGACAAGUGGCUUGAAGGAUAUCCAGCUUGUUCGCAAAACUCAUAUAGUUAGUGAUCAGUGCAAUGGUUCAUCUAAUCAGCCAAAGGAAGGGAUAUCUUGCCGAGAAACUAUGGGAGGGAAACGGGGUUGGUUUGGUGUUGCAUCAGAAACUAAACCCGGCAUCACUUUUGCUAUGCUGCAAAAGCAGAAGGAUCGAUUGACUGUUGAUUUGCCACAGGCUUCCGCCAAUCUUGCUGAACAUCUCCAACCAUCUAACUCCACUUCUGUGAUUACCACUGAAACAGCUCUUCAAAGGCCUUUGAGCUGUUCUGAAGCUGCAACAUCUAGAUCGUUUGAGACGAUUUUGAGAAACAGUAAUCACAGGCAACCUGACAAUCUAAAACAAGAAGAAAUGAGAAAACCUGAACGUGGAAAUGCUAUUCUGGGAAUGGACCUUAGAGGAUUUAAUGGUGGUAAUGCGACAGAGAAGUCUGAUAUUGACAGGUUGAACGCUUCUUUGGGUAUUAUUUCCAAUCAGCAAUCCAAGGUGACAAAUAAUGGCCGUGCACAUGGUUCUCAGGAGCAACCUGUUGAUGAUCCUUGUAGAAUAAUGGGCUUACCUGGAAAGAUAUUCUACCAAUCAAAUGCAAAUGUUGGCGGUCAUACUGCAAAUAUCGGCGGCCAUACACUGAAACAGGUUUGCUCACCUCUUCAACAACCAAGAAGGGACAAUGCAAGUGCAGCUGCGGUUGCUGCUCAGGCAUGGAUGUCAAUUGGGGCUCCAGCAGAACACAAGACAAUAGACAUCAGCAGAUAUCCUAAAAGCCAAGUUGAGCCUGCUCUUCUUCACAACUCUUUUUGGAAAAUGCCUACAGCCAGGACAGGAGUUAAUGAGGACCAAAUGACAAGACAGGUGUCUCAAGUCUUGCCACAGUCGAUCCAAGUUAGUGAAGAAUCACAGGUUAAAAAUCAAGGCUUUGUCUUAUUUCCUCAGUUACUUGGUAAUGAUUCAUCAAGACAAAGUGGCCAGGCCCAUUGGCAACGUUUGGUUCCGCAUGUGCAGCAGAGACAGAGAAGCGACAUGCUCCCUCCAGACCUCAACAUCAGUUGUCAGCCGCCUGGAUCCCCGGUUCGCCAGUCAUCAAGCAUUUUAAUGGAUUCCCAGCAACCAGACUUGGCUUUGCAGCUUUGAGUUCAGAUGUUGUUUCUGAUGUUAUUGCUUUAUGAUCAUGGGCAUCCCAUGGAUCCUUUUCCUGGUAGUUUAGGACAUAGUGACAAGCUUUAAGAAAUCUGCUGGCAAUUAUAGAAGAGUUUUGGACAGAUCUUUGUACUAUUAACAAAGGGAGUUCAAGAUACAGAAUUGGAGUUAUUAGUUUACCUUGCUCACACUUCUGGGAGAAAAAUACAAAAUUGAAAGGGGGCCUCAUUUUGGAUGAAGGGUUUCUUGGAUGGAUGUCUAGUGAUUUUUAUUGCCGAGACAGCCUUCAAAUACAAUGACAAUAUGAGGUAUUGUCAUUUUAUCACAUUUGGUUGGUGGGGUUAUAUUAUUAGCUCUCGAGUUCAAAUUUCUGCCACCCAUUGGAAACAUUGGAAAUACAGCUUUUGAAAUUCUUGUGUGGGAAUUGGGAUUUGAAAGCAGUACUAAUCAAACUAGAGAUAUUCCUAUGAAUUCAGAUUGUAGAAACUAGAGAGUUUUUGGUUUUGGUUUUGGUGUUAAAGAGAGAGCCUUGUACAUCAGAUUAGGAAAGGUUAUCCAUGCUUUUGUUGAAGCUUCUUUCUGGAAAAGUAAUCAGUUACAAGAUGCCCUCGUUACACUAUCUACGUCAUUGUGUUAUGUAUAU
Dioscorea cayenensis subsp. rotundata (Guinea yam) is the source of this 3490-nucleotide messenger RNA. RefSeq lists its product as uncharacterized. Gene Ontology annotation, molecular function: protein binding. The coding region runs from base 505 to 2841 and encodes 778 amino acids. The transcript has 9 exons. NCBI's taxonomy places the organism in Eukaryota, Viridiplantae, Streptophyta, Magnoliopsida, Dioscoreales, Dioscoreaceae. The record is from RefSeq and is a predicted model, not a curated record.